CUCCCGCCUCCCGCCGCCGGGCCCGGGCGGCCCGCGCGCAUGGGCCGCGCCGCUGCCAUGGCCCGCCGCCUCCAGAAGCUGUUCGGGGCCGAGGGGGACCUGGCGGACGAGGAUUUCCUCUCCGCCGUGGAGGACGCCGAGAACCGUUUCUCAACCCCCGGCCCCUCCAGGUGUUGGCCGCCCCCCAACUCCGUGCCCAGCGUGUCGGCCCCCAGCUCCGGCCUGCAGCCCCUGCACCAGCUCCGUCGCCCCCCCGGCAAACCCUCCGGCCUCAGGCCCCUCUCCAGGCAGGACGACCAAGCUGGGGGCUCGCGGGAUCUGGGCUCCCCUUCGGCGUCUGUGGGUGCCCCGUGCCGACCAAGCGAUGCCAGCGUUUCCACGCCAGCCUGUGGCUCAGCGCCGGGCGGCCCCCCAGCCUGGGGGGCGGCCGCCGAGGACGAGCUGGACAACGACCUCUUCCUGGCCGCCUGCAUGGAGCUGGAGGUGCCUGACCUGCCGGUCGAGGCUGGCGAUGCCCGUGCGGGUCCCACGUGGCGGGAGAUUCCCCCCGGGCUGCGCACCAGGGAGGAGAGCAGCCAGGAACGGGCACCUUGCAAAAAGCCACGAGUGGGAGAGGAGCUGGCUUCUCCUGGCCCCCUGCAGCCUGGGGGGUCGCGGGCCGCCCCGGCCAAGAGUGGGCAGGAACCGCUGCCGUCGCCGCUGGCGGAUGCUGCUCCCAAGCUGGCGCUGCGGCCCAGCGCGGCUGGUGCCUGCUCCUCCCGGCCUGCGCCCCUGCUAAAUCCAGGUGCCUCCUACGGCCCUGUCCCCUCUCCCAGGGGCCAAACCCCGAGACCUUUUCAAGCCUCCCCCUGCCAGCCGGGAGUAAACGCCUCCUCCGUGACGCCACGUGCACCCCAGAGCAGCAACGCCCGGUCCCCGAUGCCGCAGGUGCCCCGGCAGAGCUGCCCUGCGCCCAGGCUGCCCGGCAGCGGCUGGCGGCCGCCCCACAGGCUCCCGGCGAACCCGCAGCCCUUGAUGAGUUGCGUGGAGCCCCCACCGAGGCAGCCGCCCCGGGAGGCCACCCUCCAGACACCGGUCGUCACCAACCACCUUGUGCAGCUGGUCACGGCGGCCAGCAAAGCGCCCCGAGCCGCCCCCCGCGUCCCAGUGCAGGGAAAGACUCGCCGGUUCCCAGGGCCUGCCGGGAUCCUGCCCCAGCAGCAGCACGCUGGGAAACAUCUGGAGGAGAUUUUUGUUUCGACUCCCCAAACUCCAGCUCACGGGGCUCUGGCAAAGCUGCGGACAGAGGAACUGCCCUGCUCCCCGCCACCCACGGAGGAUGAUUUUGGGAAGGGCCCCUGGCUUGCCUUGAAGACGGAGCUGGGGCUGGAUGAGAGGGACCCCAGCUGCUUCCUCAGGACCUACAGCGUGGUCAUGGUGCUGCGGAAGGCAGCCUUGAAGCAGCUCCCGAAGAACAAGGUCCCCAGCAUGGCCGUAAUGAUCAAGACCCUGACCAAGACCACUGUUGAUGCUGGCGCCGUGUUCAAGGACCCAACUGGAGAGAUCCAGGGCACGGUGCAUCGCCUGCUGCUGGAAGAGAGACAGAGCGAACUCAAGCCUGGCUCGGUGCUGCUCUUGAAGCAGGUGGGCGUCUUCUCCCCAUCCCACCGCAACCACUACCUCAACGUAACACCCAACAACCUUCUCAAGAUUUACCCGCCGGAGACCGAGGGCAGCUUAUCGCAGCUGUCGCCAGAACAGCAGACUGAGAGGGAGGGCACGAUGCCUGUGGCCUCGGUCGCUGCCCAGGCUAGGUUACACCAGCACCAUCCAGCACAGAUCUCCCAGGGCAUUCCUGCCCCUAGGACCUGGGGACAAUCCAGGACAAGCAGCCACAGCACCGAGCAGUUGCCUGAAGGCUUCUCAUUGCACCCAGAAAACUACAGGCCCAGGCGAGGAGAGCCUCUGGGAGCCAACAACUGCGACAUGGACGACUUGGAUGGGCUCCUGGGAGAGCUGCCCGAGGACUUCUUCUCUGCUCAGGCCCAAGCUGAUGCCUGUUGACCAUGGGGAACUUGGUACAGGGCGGGCCUGUGGCAGCCGGGCCCAGGGAAGGUUGUCACCGUUGGUAAGGUCUGGACUGAACCGUGGCCGAGCGAGGCCUCCGUGCCAGCCUCCUGUCUACGUUCUCAUUCCUCUGUGUGUCUCUGUGUGUUGUGUUCGUUCUGGAGCUGAGAGCUGCGGAGACCUGGACAGUCCCGGGGAGUCCUAGGUGGACACGGCUUCAUCACCACUGCUUGUCCCCCUGCUCCUCCCCGGGCAGCCCAGCCCCUCUCUGCUCCCAAACCUGCAUUAAAGGGCUAUUUCCGUUUC
Molecule: messenger RNA, 2352 nt
Organism: Rhea pennata
Lineage: Eukaryota; Metazoa; Chordata; Aves; Rheiformes; Rheidae
Gene: HROB
Product: homologous recombination factor with OB-fold
Exons: 10
Coding region: 40-2043 (667 amino acids)
Biological process (GO): recombinational repair
Source: RefSeq, a predicted model, not a curated record